Molecule: messenger RNA, 1469 nt
Organism: Athalia rosae (coleseed sawfly)
Lineage: Eukaryota; Metazoa; Arthropoda; Insecta; Hymenoptera; Athaliidae
Exons: 2
Coding region: 62-1033 (323 amino acids)
Source: RefSeq, a predicted model, not a curated record
GUUUUAUUAUCUGCACGAUUCGGAACUAUCAAAUAUGUAAAUUAUCAAGUGGUAAUCAGGCAUGAUUGAGUUUCUCAGUCUGUGCGUGUGUAGUGCUUGUCUUUCCUGGGUAUGUUGCCUCAUUACCGGAGGAUUGUGUAUGGUACCUGCUGUUGUACGUUUUCGAAACAGACUUACCGGCAAUUAUGUUCAAAAGGACAUACAAUGGAUUUCAAAUAUGCCGGAAUGUAACGGUUCCAGAUAUGAAACGAAUGGUUUGGCGGACUGCUGCCCGAUUUCUCGAGUUUGCCCUGCAGAUCAACGACCGAGUCGAAGGAAAACUGCAAGAAGUUCCAGACACCGUUCUCAAGAGUCAAUUAAAGUUGCUGAUUCCAAAAUAGACAAAGAAAAUAGUAAAACUGCAACGCGCGCUAACAAUAAGGAAAUAUUCGCAAAUAGAAAUAAGUCCCGCGAAACAACGCAACCGAAACGUUGGGCGAUUUGUUUUGAUCUUGGAAAAUCGAGAAGAAAUCCGAGUGAACAUUGUUCAUCAUUGGAAAUCUCUGAAAAUAAGGAAUCUGAACCUCGGAGGUCGAUAUUUUCCUGCAAGAAAGGCAAAAAAAAAUCACCGGAAAAGCUAGGUGACAUCUUAAAAGACUCGAAAACAUACUGCGCCUACUUCAAAUCGUGUUCUUGUACAAGGGUAGCAAAAACAGAGAAGAAAUGGCGAUGCAAAAGACGCGGAAAAUCGGAAAAAUCAUCUGAAAAAUAUGAUCCCGAACCUCCGCAGUCAUCAAAGCCUGCAGAUCGUAUUCGGCAUCGGCCGAAGCGUUCGCGAGAAUCUUCAUUUUCUAAGUCACCGAAAUCAGACUCACCAGAUCGAUGGACCAAGGGAAUUUGCUGUAGAUGCAAACCACUACCUGCAAAAAAUACUACCAUCGCCUAUGAUCAACGGCUGGCCGUAAAGACCUGCAAAUGUUGUAAAAAGAAACGAUUCAUCACAUGUUGUGCAGGCAAUAAAAAUAUAACGAUAGAUGAAUCGGUAAUGGUUUGACUGAAACAGAUUUAUACGCCUUCAAAAAGUUCGAACAUUUUGUACUCCAAAAUAACUCGGUUUCUUGUGUCUUCGGUCGGUAACCUUUUAAAAAUAAAUAUUUUGUACAAACGAUCGAAUUCCGAGCUUAAUGUGAAUAUUCUGCACGAUACAUUAAGACUGCAUGUAGGGGUUUCCAAUUCGACAGCCAUCAAUCAGUCGUCAAUUAUUGGACCACAUCAAUUUAGAACAAGGCUUUAAACAGAUAGGAGUGAGACAUUUGAAUUCCACAUUCGAAUUCUUACCAUCGAACAUGAUGACUGAUUUCCGAAAUUUUUAGUCAAUCGAUCAAUGUUCCUAAAAAAAUCAUUAAAAAUUCCAAAUCGCUCUUCAUCCAGAGUAUCUUGCUUCAACUAUCAAACCAGUUGCGCAGAUUGAAAGUAAAAAUGAGAAAAAG